This is a messenger RNA of Umbelopsis ramanniana AG, 254 nucleotides long. RefSeq lists its product as uncharacterized. Lineage: Eukaryota; Fungi; Mucoromycota; Umbelopsidomycetes; Umbelopsidales; Umbelopsidaceae. The transcript is spliced from 2 exons. The record is from RefSeq and is a predicted model, not a curated record. Bases 7 to 186 code for a protein of 59 amino acids.
CCCAAAAUGUCACUUCAAACCACUAUCCCAAGGAAACUUGAGGCCCUACGAAAUCUUCCACGAGAAGAGCAGUAUAUUGGAGUAGCUGUCGCUGUCGCUGUUAUAGCUGCUGCUGUUUACACGUCAAAGUCUGCCAAAAAGAACACAGCUCCAUUUGUAUCUGGAUCCACUCCUGCUGGUAGGUGAAGAUCCACGUAAAGUAGAAGGUAAAGGCGACAUGUCAGUAAUAGGGACUCAAAUUAGCAGGUAACGUC